Messenger RNA from Entelurus aequoreus (snake pipefish), 2794 nucleotides. RefSeq names its product dual 3',5'-cyclic-AMP and -GMP phosphodiesterase 11A-like. The transcript is spliced from 18 exons. The coding region runs from base 230 to 2794 and encodes 854 amino acids. NCBI's taxonomy places the organism in Eukaryota, Metazoa, Chordata, Actinopteri, Syngnathiformes, Syngnathidae. The record is from RefSeq and is a predicted model, not a curated record. Gene Ontology annotation, molecular function: protein binding; 3',5'-cyclic-nucleotide phosphodiesterase activity. Gene Ontology annotation, biological process: signal transduction.
ACAGGCAACACAGUCAUAUGCGCACAAUACAGACGCACCGAUGGAUGCUCGCUAGUAGAUCUCUCUUAUGUCCUACACUGUGGUCUGCCAAAGAACUUGGAGGAUGACCUAACACGGUUUUGAGGGUGAUAUUUAAAAAAAAAAGAGAGAAGCCUGGCGCGAAUUGUUUGGAUCCCUGGGGAUUCUCUAACCUGGACCCCCAGCUAAGCUUCAUAGAUGAUCUUUCCCCAUGCGACUUCGUGGCUUUGGUUCACAGAGGACCGUCUGCAGACCAGGUAUGGCGGUGGCAAACAUGGUGCGUUUCUCUGACGUAGAAACUUUCUUGGACUCGCACCCGGAGUUGUUCGAGGAGUACCUGCACAGAAAGGGCACCUAUGGCAUGGUGGAGAAGUGGCUCAAGAACCACCCGGCCACCAAGGGUCCGGCGGUCCCGACCCCGUCGGGGGAGCACAGGGACGACAAGGGCGCCGCGCCGAAGGACAGCUGGGCGAGCAGGUGUGACGGUCUGCAGCGCCGGGCCUCGCAGAGGGAGCUGCGGAAAACUUUCGCCCGCUCUAAAGCCGCCAACGUGAACAGAACCUACGACGAGCACGUCAACUCGCGGGCGCAAGAGCCGCUGAGCAGCAUGCGGCGGCGAGCCCUGCUGAGGAAGGCGAGCUCCCUGCCGCCCACCACCGCGCACAUCCUGAGCGCGCUGCUGGAGUCCAGAGUCAACAUCCCUCAGUACCCGUCCACGGCCGUGGACUUCAAAUAUUUCCUCAAGGAGCACAACGAGAGGGAGUUCUUCCUGGAGCUCGUCAAGGACAUCUCCAACGACCUGGACCUGACGAGCCUCAGCUACAAGAUCCUGGUGUUUGUGUGCAUCAUGGUGGACGCGGACCGGUGCUCCCUGUUCCUGGUGGAGGGCACCGGCAACAAGAAGACGCUUGUGUCCAAGUUCUUUGACGUGCAUGCGGGCACCACCGUGCUGCCCUCGAUGAACUCGGAUGAGGUGCAGGUCCCCUGGGGGAAAGGAAUAAUCGGGUACGUGGCGGAGCACGGAGAGACCGUCAACAUUCCUGACGCCUACCAGGAUCGCCGGUUCAGCGAUGAAAUUGACAAGCUGACAGGGUACAAGACCAAGUCGCUCCUGUGCAUGCCCAUUCACAACAGCGAUGGCGAGAUCAUUGGCGUCGCUCAAGCCAUCAACAAGACUUUAAGUGUGGAACUCUUCACGGAAGACGAUGAAAAGGUGCUGCAGAUGUACCUGCCCUUCUGUGGCAUAGCUAUCUCAAAUGCCCAACUCUUUGCUGCCUCAAGGAAGGAGUAUGACAGAAGUCGGGCACUCCUGGAGGUCGUCAACGACCUGUUUGAAGAACAGACUGACCUGGAGAAAAUUGUCAGGAAGAUCAUGCACCGUGCCCAAACAUUGCUGAAGUGCGAGCGCUGCUCCGUCCAGUUGCUGGAGGACAUUGAGUCACCAGUGGUGAAGUUCACCAAAUCUUUUGAGUUAUUGUCUCCAAAGUGCAGUGCUGACACUGAAUUGAGCUUCAAGGACAGUAUGGAAAAGUCUUCUUACUCUGAUUGGCUCAUCAAUAACAGCAUUGCCGAGCUGGUCGCAUCCACUGGACUUCCUGUAAACAUCAGCGACGCUUACCAGGACCCUCGCUUUGAUGCUGAGGCGGACCAGUUUUCAGACUUCCACAUCCGCUCAGUGCUUUGUGUUCCUAUAUGGAACAGCAAUCACCAAAUUAUCGGUGUGGCCCAGGUGUUGAACCGCCUUGAUGGGAAACCAUUUGAUGAUGCAGAUCAGCGUCUCUUUGAGGCAUUUGUGAUCUUUUGUGGACUUGGCAUCAACAACACCAUCAUGUACGACCAGGUGAAGAAGUCCUGGGCCAAACAGUCUGUGGCUUUGGAUGUUCUGUCUUACCACGCCACUUGCUCCAAGACUGAAGUAGACAAAUUCAAGGCCGCCAACAUCCCCCUUGUGUGCGAGCUGGGUAUUGACAUGCUCUCCUUUGAUGAUUUCUCCCUGGAUGUUGAUGCCAUGAUAACAGCUGCUCUGAGGAUGUUUAUGGAGCUGGGAAUGGUCCCCAAAUUUAAGAUUGACUAUGAGACACUGUGCAGAUGGCUGUUGACUGUCAGGAAAAACUACCGGAUGGUUCUGUACCACAACUGGAGACAUGCCUUUAACGUGUGCCAGUGUAUGUUUGCCAUGCUCACGACGGCCGGCUUUCAGGAGACUCUGACAGAAGUAGAGAUCUUAGCUCUUAUAGUGGGCUGCGUGUGUCACGACUUGGACCACCGGGGCACCAACAACGCUUUCCAGGCGAAGACGGGCUCAGCUCUCGCGCUGCUUUAUGGCACCUCAGCUACACUCGAGCACCACCACUUCAACCAUGCUGUCAUGAUCCUGCAAAGCGAGGGUCACAACAUCUUCUCCAACCUCUCGUCCGCUGAAUACAGUAACCUGAUGCAGCUGCUCAAACAGUCUAUUCUGGCAACGGAUCUCACUCUUUACUUUGAGAACAGAAACACCUUCUUUGACCUUGUCACCAAAGGAGAUUACAACUGGAACGUAAAGGCCCACAGAGACAUGUGCAGGUCGAUGAUGAUGACGGCGUGCGAUCUCGGCGCUGCCACCAAACCUUGGGAAAUAUCCCGCAAAGUGGCAGAGUUAGUGACCAGCGAGUUCUUCGAGCAGGGCGACAGGGAGAGAUCCGAGCUCAAGCUCACGCCCUCGGUGAGUCCAUCAUCUCGAUGGUGUUUGUUUCCCCUCUCACGACCUCCACAUUGGCCCAUACUGACUGAGUGA